GCGCGGCGCUCACUGGGGGCCCGGCUUUCGCCCGCUGCUGCCGCCGCCGCCGCCGGCCGCGGCUGCUCUCCCAAGAUGGCGGCUCCUCCGGGCGAGUACUUCAGCGUCGGGAGCCAGGUGUCGUGCCGGACGUGCCAGGAGCAGCGGCUGCAGGGCGAGGUGGUAGCCUUCGACUACCAGUCCAAGAUGCUGGCUUUGAAAUGUCCCUCAUCCAGUGGCAAGCCCAACCACGCAGACAUCUUGCUCAUAAACUUACAAUAUGUUUCAGAAGUGGAAAUUAUUAAUGACCGAACAGAAACCCCUCCUCCCCUAGCUUCACUCAAUCUAAGUAAGCUUGCCAGCAAAGCACGGACAGAGAAGGAGGAGAAGCUGAGCCAGGCCUAUGCAAUCAGCGCUGGGGUCUCCCUAGAGGGCCAGCAGCUCUUCCAGACCAUUCACAAAACCAUUAAAGACUGUAAAUGGCAAGAAAAAAACAUCGUAGUCAUGGAAGAAGUUGUUAUUACACCCCCAUAUCAAGUGGAAAACUGUAAAGGCAAAGAGGGGAGUGCACUGAGCCAUGUACGCAAAAUAGUUGAAAAACAUUUUAGAGACGUGGAAAGCCAAAAGAUCCUGCAGCGUUCACAAGCCCAGCAACCACAGAAGGAGGCUGCCCUGUCAUCCUGAGUCCACACACACGGAGACUCUUCCAGCGUCCAGCCACGGAGGCGGCGGUGGCGGCUUCGGCGGAGGCAGGCCGGGGGAGGGAAGGGAUCCUAUAUUUCUGGCUGGCUCUUGUUAACAGAGGGCCAGCGUUUCCAAAUCUUAGACUUGAACAAACAAAACACCCAACAAAAACAGAACAAGAGAAUAAUUUAAAAGUUGAAUCAUUACUUGACUAACAGACUUCGGUCCACCAUGUCCUUUUCACAGCCCCCCUCCUGGAACAGUCACCUUGUUAAUUUUAUUUUUGAAAAUUCCUUUUCUGCUCCACCCUUUCUCCUCUGACGUUCCUUUCCCAGCCUGUCCCUGGCAUUCUGUUUUUACACAGGUGUCCACACUUGCCUUCUGAGUGGUUGAAAGAUACUUUUACAUCUCUUCCAAAAUAAAAGUAACAAGCUGACUGUGACAUUAAACCUAGAGGAGAGCAGCAGAGUCUCACUUGAAAGUUUUGGAUUUCUUUUUCCCCCCACCCCUACCCCAACCCCCCCCCCUUUUUUUUUUUUUUUGCACAGGGCAUGGCUUGAAUUAGUUUUAUUUUUCUUAACUUUAAAUAUAUAUAUGAAAAUAUAUAUUAAAAUGUUCUCUAAAUAUUUUCUGCUUCUUGCAGGUCUCUUUUUACUAGAUCAUGGCCGUUCUUCCCACCUCCUUCCUCUGAAAAUGAACAAUGCGUUGCCCUCCUCACCGCCCCUAGCCAGGCAGCUCACUUGACUGGGUUCCCACGACACUCGCCUGUGGCACUCUGUGUGCGGACGGGAUUCGGCCGGGCGAGUCCCUGAUGGGCCUGGAGUCAGUUCCCUGUGUACAAGUCUCACACGGGCCAGACCCUCAGGAUGCUCCUUCUGCCUUUCGUCUUACUUGAUGGUACUAGAAGCCCCUCCUGGCCACCUCCUGCCUCCCAGGUGGGGAGCCCCGCUGCCCCUGUCCCCUGCCCUCUGCCGGGAGAGCUGUCUGCAGGGCACGUCUCACAUCCUCCUCGAGGGGUGAUUUUCUUUUACAAGAAACUUGGACUCCGCGGAUCUGAGUCUCUCACAGUCGCUACCCAGAGGCUUUGGCCCAGGAGAAAGCUUGAGGGACCUAUAAUUUCUCUUCUGCCAAAUCCUCUUCUUAUCCCCCGCCUCCCCCUUGAACAUUUUACAAGCUUAUGACAGUUUGUAUGUGCUCAGCCGAUGGGCAGAAAACCUGGAAAGAUUUUCUGGACUGCAGCCCACUGCCUGUCUGGUGUGAGUAACCUACUGAGAGCUAAAACUGGCACCUGUUGUCCCCGCGCUGCCAGGGCACUGUCAUGGGGCAGAGUGCCACGUUUGAGUAUCAGGCACUGAGUGGGCUGUGGGCGAUGCUCACGAGACCGGCUCGAGCUUUUGGGGGUAGAGGGGGGGUUAAUGACAAUUUUUUUUUUUUUUUUGGCCAUGAUCUCUUUCCCUUUCCUUUUUUCUUUUUUCUUUUUUUUUUGUAAUUAAAUAAAUGAUCAAAAUUAAAUAAUUCAAGCCCUGCCUUCCAAAUGAAAUUUUUUUUUAAGUAUUGUUUAGCAAAAACAAUAAAACCCAAAUUUUUUUAACCAUCA
Molecule: messenger RNA, 2260 nt
Organism: Sorex araneus (European shrew)
Lineage: Eukaryota; Metazoa; Chordata; Mammalia; Eulipotyphla; Soricidae
Gene: LSM12
Product: LSM12 homolog
Exons: 5
Coding region: 76-663 (195 amino acids)
Molecular function (GO): RNA binding
Source: RefSeq, a predicted model, not a curated record